ACCCAAGUUGGUGAAAAAUACGCUCCCUCGUUAUGGGGGGAGAGGAGAGCAGAUCACAACAACCUUCUAUAGCUGGGGAAACAGGCCCCCACCACCACCACAAACACACUUUGUAUAUUGGGGGGGGGGGUCCUGGAUCCAUGAACAAGGAAGGGAAGCGCGCAUAUUAAUGGAGGGGGGGGUGCCAUCCCCUUACCAGUUUGGGGAGCGUGUGUUACAGGCACUUUGUUGCAAGGCCAGGAGUUAAAGAUGUAUUUCUGUAGAAGAAACAAUUUUAUGGUGGUAGUUUCCUUUCUAAUUGUACUGUCCUUUGAAGCAUACUUGUGGCUGAUGCAAACCCCUUUGCUGCCACAAACAAUACAGUCAACGGAUCUCUGCAAAGGUGAGAUUGCCAAUGAUACAAUAACAGCUUUAAAAUAUAAUAAAACAUUUAUCAUUUCACCGUAUCACGAUGACAGAGAAGGAAACCUAACUCGUGUGAUCGCAGUAGUGCGCUACAAGAAAAUACAGGACCUUUAUUGUUGGUUUUGCUGUAGUCAUGAUGGCCAUGUCUCCAUAAUAAGAGCAGCCAUAGACAUUCACUUGGAUAGAACUGAUUUCCCUUUUGGUCCAGCAGAUAUCGUGUGCUUGGAACCCAAAAAGUGCUCUCCAAAAUACGUGUCAAUUCAUUCAUCUCCUAGAGGGAAAAUUGACAAGCUACCAAGGUUUGAAAUUAAGAACCGUGUGCCCAAGGAUUCAUUUUCUGCUGAAUUCACCCUUUGUCUCCCUGUCAUGUUUGGAAACUACAGCAAUGUCUUGCAGUUCAUACAAAGCAUGGAAAUGUAUAAAAUUCUUGGUGCACAGAAAGUGCUGGUCUACAUGUACAACUGCAGCCAACUCAUAGAGAAAGUAUUGGAAUUUUAUGUUGCAGAAGGUACCAUUGAUAUUAUUCAAUGGCCAAUUUUUUCAUAUGUUAAUUUCUCUUCUUUCUGGUAUUCUUCCAAAGACUGGGACUAUGGGAAAGCUACAGUCCUAAAUGAUUGCAUCUACCGCAAUAUGUACAGGAGCAAAUAUGUGGUUCUUAAUGACAUUGAUGAAAUUAUCCUACCCAUUAAGCAUCUGAGUUGGAAAACAAUGAUAAGCGAUCUUGAGGAUCGAAAUCCAGAGACAGGCAUCUUCUUGUUUGAGAACCAUUUAUUUCCUCAGCAUAUCUUUUCCUCUACAGACACACUCAACAUUUCAUCCUGGAAAAUGGUCCCAGGAACUAAUAUACUGCAGCAUAUUUACAGAGAGCCCAUUAAACUGAAGUUUAGUAAUCAGAGAAAGAUGAUCGUUAAUCCAAGAGCAGUGGUUCAGACUUCAGUCCACACCAUUCUCAAAGGUUAUAGUAAGACGCUGGUAGUUCCCAAAGAGAUUGCAAUUCUUUAUCAUUGCAGACAGUAUGUUGAAAAAGAGGUCCCUGGAAAAUACCUCAUUAGGGACACAACGAUCUGGAGAUACAAUGUUUCUUUGAUUAAUAAUGUUAACAACAUACUUGAAAAACAAUUCCCUAGAAAGAGUUCCAAGUUUAGAUGGAAUAAAUUCUAGGAGGCAUUGUAGCUUUUAUAAACAGUUGUAUUUUUACACAUACAAAAUUACUUACUAACAAAGUGCUGGUACAAUCCAUAUGCUAAAUUUGUAGAACUUAAUUCUACAAUUAGAAAUGUACAACCACCUACUGUAUGCUCAGUAAAGUUGUAAGGAUUUUUUAAAAAAACGUAUUUCCCCCGGACAUCAGUUUCUAUUCACUGUUACCUGGACUUAAAUCUACACUAUAGAUUGCCCUAAGGUCAUACUCUUAGAACUGUCAUGGCUUUCUUCAAAAAAUCCUAGGAACUGUAAUUCACCGACUGUUUCUCUAUUCCUCUCCCUUUUCACUGUUUCACUGUUGCUUAACAUCCUGUCCAAUGAAUAGUUUUGAAAAACUUGCUUAUCAUUUUGUGCAGUUUAUUUGGUCCUGAAUAAAGAAUUUAUCUGAUG
Podarcis raffonei (Aeolian wall lizard) is the source of this 1998-nucleotide messenger RNA. RefSeq names its product beta-1,4-galactosyltransferase galt-1-like. Bases 250 to 1566 code for a protein of 438 amino acids. The transcript has 2 exons. NCBI's taxonomy places the organism in Eukaryota, Metazoa, Chordata, Lepidosauria, Squamata, Lacertidae. The record is from RefSeq and is a predicted model, not a curated record.